Messenger RNA from Myotis brandtii (Brandt's bat), 1456 nucleotides. RefSeq names its product methylmalonic aciduria (cobalamin deficiency) cblD type, with homocystinuria (gene MMADHC). NCBI's taxonomy places the organism in Eukaryota, Metazoa, Chordata, Mammalia, Chiroptera, Vespertilionidae. Gene Ontology annotation, biological process: cobalamin metabolic process. Gene Ontology annotation, cellular component: mitochondrion. The record is from RefSeq and is a predicted model, not a curated record. Bases 237 to 1127 code for a protein of 296 amino acids. The transcript has 8 exons.
CUGCGUAGGCCUCCUGUGCGCGUGCGCAGUGUCGCGUCGACGAGCCUCUCCAUCGAUACGCUCGGAAGCAACUUCCUCAGCCUAGGCACUGUCCGCGCAGGCGCAACCCAGCUGCCGCGGCCGCCGCCAUCUUCGCGGCGGGAAGAGUCGGGGUCUGGAACAGCUGGAGGCGGCGGCGGUGACAGGAGUAGCUUCACGGAAGGGAGGAUCCUCUGCGUCUGCUCUCUCCGCCGGAAAUGGCCAAUGUGCUCUGUAACAGAGCCAGACUGGUUUCCUAUCUCCCAGGAUUUUACUCUUUAAUUAAAAGGGUUGUCAAUCCCAAAGCCUUUUCAACUGCAGGAUCUUCAGGUUCUGAUGAGUCUCAUGUGGCCACUGCACCUCCCGAUAUAUGCUCUCGAACAAUAUGGCCAGAUGAAAUAAUGGGACCAUUUGGGCCUCAGGACCAGAGAUUUCAGCUUCCUGGGAACAUAGGUUUUGAUUGUCAUCUCAAUGGGACCGUGUCACAGAAGAAAAGCCAGGUUCAUAAAACUUUACCUGAUGUUUUAGCAGAACCUUUAUCAAGUGAAAGACAUGAGUUUGUGAUGGCACAAUAUGUGAAUGAAUUUCAGGGUAAUGAUGCACCUGUUGAACAAGAAGUUAACAAUGCAGAAACGUACUUUGAAAGUGCCAAAGUGGAGUGUGCAAUCCAAACAUGCCCAGAAUUGCUACGAAGAGAUUUUCAAUCACUGUUUCCAGAAAUGGCCACCAACAAACUAAUGAUUCUGACUGUAACACAGAAAACUAAGAAUUAUAUGACUAUGUGGAGUGAGGAGGUAGAAAAUGAAAGAGAAAUGCUCUUAGAAAAGUUUAUCAAUGGUGCUAAGGAAAUAUGCUAUGCUCUUCGAGCUGAAGGCUAUUGGGCUGACUUUAUUGACCCAUCAUCUGGUUUGGCGUUUUUUGGACCAUAUACAAACACCACUCUUUUUGAAACAGAUGAACGCUAUCGUCAUUUAGGAUUCUCUAUUGAUGACCUUGGCUGCUGUAAAGUGAUUCGUCAUAAUCUCUGGGGUACCCACGUGGUUGUAGGAAGUAUCUUCACGAAUGCAACACCAGAUAGCCAUAUUAUGAAGAAAUUAAGUGGAAACUAGCAGUAAUGUCGAUUUAUUUACUGUACUAUUUCUACUUAGCAUUUGGGUUGAUCUAUAAACACUGUCAAAGGCUUCAGAUUUUAAAAUUUACUUAUUUCUAGGUAUUUAUUUCAACAUUUGUAAAUUUACAGCAUUGACAAGGAUUUGUGAUUUUUAAAUCUCAAAAGUUCAUAUUGGCUGUGAAUACAUGUUAAGCACAUCCACAUUGUACAGAAUGUGGUAAAUAACAUGUAACUAUGGUAUGAUCUAUUGUUACUGCUCCCCUUUAUUGGAAAAACCUUAAUUUUAAUUAUUUUCUCCCAAAAUAAAUUAUACAUUUGCUUAUGGUA